CGUUGGAACCAUCGUGACUCCACCGAGUCACACCAUACUAACGGAUGCCGACGAAAAGCAUUCAAACGACGCUUUCUGAAAAGUAAAAACAAGUUCCGGAAAGGCGGGCCUGGAAACUCUAGAUGACACACUUUUUACCUCCUCCCGUAGUCAAGCAUCGUUCAAGGUAGUUCAGAGAAUCGGUACGCGGAACACGGACAAGGUUGAAAGUGUUGACGUUUUUGCCAUGACUUUUGGAGCUGUCGCCUAUCGAUUCAUUGGCCGUCAGGUGCUGCAGCGGCCGACCAGAUUAGCGUUGACCAGGCUAUUGCACUGUCAGCGCUUCGAACCUAAACUAUCCCUGGGCACAUCCUCAUUCUUGCCCGGUCGAACCUUCUGCCGGGCCUCCAAAAGGCCCCGCUGCUAUGCCCGUCGCAAGCAAUCUACCUCGACGACGGUCAAACGAGAAAACGCGACUCUAGCGACCGCAGAAAGCGCCGCAUCGAACAACGAGCGGGAAUCGUUUUGGAAAACUGUGGAAGAUUUCUGGCGCAAACCCCGCACGAUCCCAAUACCGCGCUGGAUAUCACCACGCCACCACACCAUGACCGUAUCCGAAAUUUUUGGACAUUCCUCCUUUCUACUCGUGGCCAUUUCGUACGCUGUCGACGACUUUUUGAUGCCGCGAAUUAUUGCCGUGGCUGGCUCCACCGCAAUGUUGGUCUUUACCUACUUUCAUCCACACGGUCGCGUGUUGUGGCUUCCGUUCAAAUGGAACAUGCUCUUUAUCGCAAUCAAUUCGUACCGUAUUGGAAAAGUGUACUUGGAGCGCUACUGGGCAUCGCAGCUGUCGGACGAAUUUCUGGAACUCCGUCGAAAGCAUUUUUACUUGAUGGACGCCGAGGACUUUGCUAAACUCGUCCGUUUGGGAAAAGUAGAGGAAUACAAACCCGGGGACCACAUUGCGAGUCAGGGGGUCAGCAACUGUUACAUGCGACUGGUUUUGGAAGGCGACUUGGACGUUUUGCGUGAUUCUGAAUUGACCUACGUUCUAGAAAAGGCUAAUUUUGUGGCGGAAGCGGGCCUGCAUGCGGGACUAUUGCUGCCGGGUGAAAUGGAGAGUUGCUGCACAGUUGUGGCCAAGACCAAAACGCGUUUGCUGGUUUGGGACCGUUCCGAGCUCGUGGAACUCCUGGCUCGGGAUGCCGGCAUUCUUCGCGCUCUCAAAGCAACCUUGACGUGGGAUUUGGUCCGUAAGCUGAAGGGACAGCGCUUGCUCUUGUCGACCGGAAGGGUAAAUGAUCCCGAAGCGUGGACGGUGCGCCGCAACGAACAGACGCAGCAUCGAUAUGCGGCUAUUCUUCACAACAUUUUAUUGCAUCCGUACUAUCUGAAAAAGGAACGGAACGAACUCAACAAGUACCGAAUGAUUCAUCACAUUGAUGACGAGGCACACAACAAGGCACUUCGAGAAGUAGGAUGGACACCGGAAGAAUUCGAGUUGGGCCAUCGCAACGGACAUGGAGAAGACAUGGUGGACGGGAGACGUGGGUGGAAAUGGUACAUUCACGAGUAUUUUAUACGAGUGUUCGGCCAUUGAUUGGAAAGGUUGCCACAAUUGUGUGGCCCACAAAAUGUUGAAUUGCCGACUCUAUCGGUUGGACCAAAGAACGAGUCGGCAGCUGUACGUUACCGACAGCUCGGCCGUGCUGUAUGGGUAAACAAUUUUGAAAUUAGUUAUUCAUGUCCAU
Molecule: messenger RNA, 1730 nt
Organism: Phaeodactylum tricornutum CCAP 1055/1
Lineage: Eukaryota; Bacillariophyta; Bacillariophyceae; Surirellales; Neidiaceae
Exons: 2
Coding region: 227-1579 (450 amino acids)
Cellular component (GO): membrane
Source: RefSeq, a predicted model, not a curated record